Molecule: messenger RNA, 432 nt
Organism: Chenopodium quinoa (quinoa)
Lineage: Eukaryota; Viridiplantae; Streptophyta; Magnoliopsida; Caryophyllales; Amaranthaceae
Exons: 1
Coding region: 1-432 (143 amino acids)
Source: RefSeq, a predicted model, not a curated record
AUGAAGUUGAAAUUGCUUGUUUUUUGGGUUUGGAAAGCAAAAAGGUUUGAAACCAUUCCUGACCAGUAUAUGCUACACAGAUGGACUACUAUGGCAUUGAAGAAACCAAUUUUUGACUUGGGAGGAAACCUGUUGGAGCAAUGUGAUAAUAUAAUAGACAAGAAAAAACUGUUACAUGAUUUAUGGUCAGAGAUACACACUUGUGUAAGUUUGGCAGAAGGCAAAGAUGAAGAUAUUCAAGACCUUGUGAUAAAUCUUCAAGGAAUAAGAAAAGAUUUGGAGGCUAAGAGGAUUGCAAGAAAUAAUGGAACAACAGCCGGAAGUACAAACAAAAAAGAACAAGACAUUGAGCUAUUGAUUGGCGCUAGUGUGCCAACUGAAAUAAUUGUUAAACCUCCAAAAAUUUCAAAGAAUAAAGGGACUGCAGUUUAG